Molecule: messenger RNA, 2028 nt
Organism: Rhagoletis zephyria (snowberry fruit fly)
Lineage: Eukaryota; Metazoa; Arthropoda; Insecta; Diptera; Tephritidae
Gene: Qsox1
Product: Quiescin sulfhydryl oxidase 1
Biological process (GO): protein folding
Cellular component (GO): Golgi membrane
Molecular function (GO): flavin-dependent sulfhydryl oxidase activity; protein disulfide isomerase activity
Source: RefSeq, a predicted model, not a curated record
CCCCAAUCUUCACUUGCAUUCAGUUUUCGCGUAUUUGUCAGCAAUAACGGUAGUUGUUUAUCAAUCAGUCGGUGAAAGUGGGAGGCCUUCGAUAAAAAUAAACACGACUUCUUUAUUUUUAAUUAAUAGCCUUUGGAAAAAUACAGUGUGCUAAUACAAAUCAGCUUUAUGACCAACACCAGAAACAACAACAAAGCGACAAACCGCAGGCGUAAAAGGCCACUGUGAUACGUACUGGAACAAAGCGAGUGGUUGCAAAAGCCACCUGCAGUUAAAUAAGUUUCCUCGCAUUUACUCUGCUCACUAUUUCGCUGUUUGAAAGUCAAUAUUUGUUAACAAACCCAAGCUGCAGCAAUGAGUUCAUACCCUUUCGUCGCACCCGGAACUGUAGGUUUUUUAGUAAUAGCAAUAGGGCUUUCUACGCUAACAUCUGGUAGCGUAAUACCUGCAGCGCUGCGGGGUGGCCCCGUUGCACCUGAACAAGGUCUUUAUGAUGCCAAGGAUAAGGUGACAAUACUUACAGUGAAUAAUUUUAAUGAUACAGUUCUGCAUCAAAAUCGCUCCUUGCUUGUAGAGUUUUAUAAUACAUUUUGUGGACAUUGUCAACGCUACGCUCCGCGCUACAAAGCUCUAGCGGAACGUUUGUAUCCGUGGCGAGAAACCUUACUGGUGGCGGCGAUCGACUGCAACGCAUUCGAAAACACUGGAAUUUGCCGUGAUUAUGAAAUAUUUGCAUACCCUACAUUACGUUACUUUUCACCUGGCUUUAUGUGCAAAGAGGGAAGUUAUGGUCAAGAGGUCAAAGCACAUGUCGAACUAGAUGAGCUUGCGUCAAAUAUGGCUCAAAGGUUAGCAGCAGAAAAUGGCACGGACAGCUUGCCGAAUUUUCCAAAUCUUCACAGUGUCGGCGAAAUUGAUGAAAAAACACUUUUCAAUGGCUUGGAUAGCAAUAAAAAAUUUGUGAUAUUAGCGUACGAACCGGAAAAUAGUACUUUAGGAGUAGAGAGUGCUUUACAAUUCCACUUGUGGCCAGAUGUACAAGUACGACGCGUCAACGACUUAAAUGUGGCCAACAAAUUCCAAAUCGAUGGUAUCCGUUAUAAGAUAGCAACAGUUGAUAGGCAAGGAAAUGUAGUACCUUAUGGAGUAGCAGAGGACACAGCCGCUGCAUACGCGGCUACAAUUGAAAGUUUUCUAGAAGCUCAGCAUUUUAAACCGCGCUUAACAAAAACACCAACAACCGAAGAUAGCAUUGCACAAGUUACUGACAAAGACAGUGGACGAGCUGCUAUUAUCAAUGAAGUGCUUCGUAAUAAGCAUUUCGUUUAUCAGUCUGAUCUAGAAAUGGCCAUACGGCAAAUGUUAUUCAACGAACUUCCAAAAGCGCAUGAAAUACACGGCGAACAAUUGUUAGCACUGCAGCGUAUGCUCGCCGUAUUGCAACGCUAUCAUCCACUUGGCCCACAAGGCAAUGAAGUCAUCCGACGCAUCAACGAAUAUGUGCUGAAUACAAACGAAUCGUUGAAAGGUGCCGAUUUUCAAUCCGAGGUAGAACAUUUGAAUAAGACUUUCGGCCCCAUAUUCUCAUCGAAUCACUUUGUCGGCUGUGUGGCCUCUCAGCAUAACAAACGUGGCUAUACUUGUUCGCUGUGGACACUUUUCCAUUACCUUACGGUGCAAGCAGCGCGUCGAGAUGUCAAUAACGAUCCGCUAGAAGUGCUAACAGCCAUACAUGGGUAUGUGAAAUACUUUUUCGGCUGCACACAUUGUUCCGAGCAUUUUCAGGUAAGUGCACCGAUGAAAGGAAAAUGAAUGCCUACAUAAGUCAUAAGAACAUGAAAAUACGCGAAUAAGUAGAAAUAAUAAUAAGCUUUAAAGGUUGUUUGCAUUAUCUACUACACACGCGUUUCAAAGUGAUAAAUAUUGAUUUUUUUUUUUUGCGAAGGAUUUCUUUACUGUCAAGUUAAAUAUAAGCAAGUAUUUAAGCGAUAAUUAUGGAAUUGAUGACACCGUACCUACAUUGACUCA